Molecule: messenger RNA, 1969 nt
Organism: Diabrotica virgifera virgifera (western corn rootworm)
Lineage: Eukaryota; Metazoa; Arthropoda; Insecta; Coleoptera; Chrysomelidae
Exons: 2
Coding region: 280-690 (136 amino acids)
Source: RefSeq, a predicted model, not a curated record
CGAUCGCUUCAUUCUCGACAUUGAAGUCAGGGAAGCGCAUUAGUUAGAGUGAGUUUGGCAACAACGCUAGACCCGCUCUUCGUAAUUAUUAUCGUAUUCUCUAGUCAAUUUUUUUGAAAUAAUUAGUGACUAAAAAACUGAACCAAAGGAAUUAAUACAGUGCUGUGAAGUGUGGCUGGUGGCAAUAAGGUGUUAAAAAACUAUAAAGUGAUUGUGACUGUUUUUAACGGCCUCAAAAUAGCUAUUUUCGGAUUUACAAAACGGAGCCCCGAUACAAAAAUGGUGGGCAGUAACGGCACAAUGAUUGCAAUUCGUCUUGUUCGCAGCAAACUCAGAAAGAGGGAAGAACACAGCAACAGCGUUCAUCCCACCGAUGUGGUCCUGCAAACUACCCCGAAUGCAACUCAACUCAACCACCAGAAUACAUCACCCCAUAUUCUCCAAUCGGACUUGACCUACCGAGGACAGUUUCUAUGGACGCAACCUCCACCACCUGCGAAUCAGUACCCGUACAAUCACAAUCAGGAUACGCUUGUACAAAAUUCUGGGGACCGUCCAGGAUUCGUCCGAGGAUUCAGGAAAAACCUUGGAGGAAAAUGGAGACGUCUUGUGAAAAGGAAGCCUUCCCAGGAAGUAUACACCAUUCCAGCUGAGUUGAAGCCUCAACUCAAGCAAAUUUACGUUUAUUAGCCUUAAUACAAACCGAUUGGCUGUCGAAUAGUCAAUUGGAUCCAGGCCCUACGAAUGCGGAGCCCUUCCUUAAUGAGACUGAUUUUUUAAACUAAUAUUACUCCUCGCGAAUAAGAAGAGUAACCUUAGUUUAUGCGAUGUAAAUAUUUGACUAUAGGUUGUAAUACUUACGCCAUACAUUAUGUAGAAUUAUAAAUUUUACAAGAGUAGAACAACUUCCGAUUAUCCGGAAGAUAUGUUAAUACUUUUAUUAGUUUAACUCCAAAAACGCUUUUUGUAGAAAAUACUUUUAUACGAGUAGAUAGAAGGCUACUUGCUCCACACGUUGGCCAAAAAGCUUCAUGCUGAUAAAAUAGAUAAUGCCCAUUCAAAGGUUUUUGUAAAUAAACUGACUACAUAAUUCGGCGGUUGAAAGGUAAAAGGUUGUAACCCACAAAUCAACUUUUUUCGGGGAGUAGAAAAAAUGUUACAUUUAAGUAUCUUUAUUAGGUUAAUUCCUCAUCAAAUUACUUAAAUGUAACGUUUUUUCUACUUCCUGAAAAAGUUUAUUUGUGGGUUACAACCUUUUACCUUUCACCCCUCGACAUGUUAAGUUGUUGACACUUUUCAGUUGUGUUAUUUAAUUUAUUGGCAUAUUUAUUUCUAUAAGUCUUAACUUUUGAACCAGGUUUCAGAAGUUGGUGCUUUGAAAUGGAUAUAGGUUUUUCAGCCAAAUUUUUCUAGCUCAUAUUGAGCCGGGACAUUCUUGGAUGUUGUGAUGUGCAUACAGUUUGAACAUUCUCGAAUCUCUAUUGUUGGCUAUUGAACAAUACUGUAAAUUACUUAGCUAUUUGAGAUUAUCCAAGUCUAUCUCAUUUCAGUACUAGUCAAUUUGAUUACAUCAGCUUGUAUUUACAGAGCGAAUAUGAAUAUUAAAUAAAUUUUUAAAUUAUUGUUCAGUAUUACAGUGUUUAAUUUAUUGAAUGAAAAAUGCAUAUCAGAUGCCAUCAUUAAGCAACGAUACUAAUCUAUGAGUCCAUAACGUAUUAAAAUUGUCAUGCAAUAGGAAUUUUGCAUGCACAUAUUUGUGGGACUUAAGUAUACUAUUAUAAAUAUUGUGAUAACAGUGUCUCGUUAGUAUAUUUUCAACAAUUGUCUCUAGCAACAAAUUCAGUAUAGAAAAAAUUUUGUUAGUUACCUUUUGUAAUAUGCCAUUUUGAUUUGGAAUAAAGAAAUUGUAUAGCAAUAAAUAAAAUGAUGUAAAUAAACUGUGCAAUAAAUUGUUACUUUUUGAAAUCAA